AUGUCUGGCUACCGGCCGCAACUGCAGCAGCUGGUAAUGGACCUUUCAUCCAAUGUACAGAGCUUGAACAGAGAAUUGAGCCAAGCUCAGCCUAACCCACCCACUCCCAAUUCUGUCAACGCCAGCAUGCCCUCUCCUGAUAUUUUUAGCCAAGGUGUUGGCACCCCCACCCACAAGCCUACUAUUGGCCUCAAAUUGCUUUUGUUCUUGAGUGCUUCUCCCGCUUCGGGAAGUAGUGUCGCCAUGCCUACAAGGACACCAGGCAGCCUCGACAUGGAAGUGAAAUCUGAGAAGGAUGCAAGUCAAACUAAGUGCCGAGCAAUGGUUCUUAAGAGCAGUUUUAAGGGGAAUCCCCAUAACAACUUAAUUGUCGAAGAGAUCUCUGCAGACCUUUACUUGUUGGUAGUUACAGAACAGUUGUUCAUAGAAAGAGGUGCCGAUUUCAAGGAGAUUAUCCGAGGAUUGGCAACAAAUGCAAUCCAGCACUCGCAAAAUCCCUCUUCUAUCACCAUCGACCUGUCUGACGGUCUUUUUGAUAUGUUUGCACGAGACAUCAGGACAUGGAGGAACAAGCUCAAGUCACAUCUCCUUGGUGAAAUCCCGGCAUUGUAUGGUGCUGGAGGGGGUGUGGAAGUGGGCGCUGCUGCACACGCUGUCGAGUUGGCAAUUGACGGUGGUAACUAUGCAUUCCAAACCUAUGAAGCCGCGACAGGCACCACAGAUGAGUCACCACGUUUCGGGCCGCUGGAACACCCUGCCAUUGCUGCUGUGUUGGAAUACACAUUUGGGCUCAAAGAACUGCAACCGGCAACUGACACCAAGUGCCAGGAUCUCAAGAUAAGGCUAUCCAAGCCCAGCAUUGAGACGGUUGUAUUUGCAUUGACUAUUACAUGCGGCUCAAACAAUUAUCUCGAGAUCAAAUAUGCAUUGAAUCAACACCAAAGGGGCCGUGUGGUGCCAGCUCUUCAAGAAUUCUCUCAUUCCAACUACUAUGAAGACUGGAAACGUUUAUGCUCCAUGUGGGGUCAUUGGAGUGCUAAGGAAGAUCGGGCUGAACAAUGGAACAGGAUCUCGAUGAAGCUUGGCAAUGUCAUACUCUCGAAACUUGGCCUGGGUGCUUCACACAAAAUGGAAUACCUGUUGGACACUGAGUGA
Cantharellus anzutake is the source of this 1155-nucleotide messenger RNA. RefSeq lists its product as uncharacterized. Bases 1 to 1155 code for a protein of 384 amino acids. The transcript has 5 exons. NCBI's taxonomy places the organism in Eukaryota, Fungi, Basidiomycota, Agaricomycetes, Cantharellales, Hydnaceae. The record is from RefSeq and is a predicted model, not a curated record.